AUGACUAGAAUUUUCUUGCGUUAUUUUAGGGGGGUAAAGGAGGUAGACGCUAAAUGGAUCGGAUGGGCCGGUGUAAAUGUGCCCGAUGAAAUUGGGCAGAGAGCUCUUACAAAAGCUCUAGCUGAAAAGAGAUGCAUUCCAGUUUUCCUUGAUGAGGAAAUAGUGCACCAAUAUUACAAUGGAUACUGUAACAACAUCCUAUGGCCUCUCUUCCAUUACCUCGGACUCCCUCAAGAAGAUCGAUUAGCCACAACCCGUAGCUUCCAGUCUCAGUUUGAUGCAUACAAGAGGGCAAACCAGAUGUUUGCUGAUGUUGUCAAUGAGCACUAUGAAGAGGGGGAUGUUGUUUGGUGCCAUGAUUAUCAUCUAAUGUUUCUUCCCAAAUGUUUGAAGGAAUAUAACAGCAAGAUGAAAGUUGGAUGGUUUCUUCAUACACCAUUCCCUUCUUCUGAGAUUCAUAGGACUCUUCCAUCUCGUUCGGAUUUGUUGAGAUCUGUUCUUGCGGCUGAUUUAGUUGGAUUUCAUACAUAUGAUUAUGCAAGACAUUUUGUAAGUGCCUGCACUCGUAUUCUUGGACUCGAGGGCACACCAGAAGGAGUGGAAGACCAAGGGAAGCUGACUCGAGUGGCUGCGUUUCCCAUUGGAAUAGAUUCUGAAAGAUUUAAACGUGCUUUGGAGCUUCCAGCUGUGAAAGAACAUAUCAAUGAGUUGAAACAGAGAUUUUCUGGCCGAAAGGUCAUGUUGGGGGUUGAUCGACUUGACAUGAUUAAAGGGAUUCCACAAAAAAUUCUGGCCUUUGAGAAGUUCCUUGAGGAAAAUUCAUUUUGGCGGGAUAAAGUAGUCUUGCUUCAGAUUGCUGUUCCUACUAGAACUGAUGUUCCAGAAUAUCAGAAACUUACCAGCCAAGUUCACGAAAUUGUUGGACGUAUAAAUGGCCGGUUCGGGACACUGACUGCUGUUCCUAUACACCAUCUGGAUCGCUCCCUUGAUUUCCAUGCAUUAUGUGCUCUGUAUGCAGUGACUGAUGUGGCACUUGUGACGUCAUUGAGAGAUGGGAUGAACCUCGUAAGCUAUGAGUUCGUGGCAUGCCAAGGUUCAAAAAAAGGGGUCCUCAUUCUAAGUGAAUUUGCAGGUGCAGCACAAUCUCUUGGAGCGGGUGCGCUCUUGGUAAAUCCGUGGAAUAUCACGGAGGUUGCUAACUCAAUUGCCUACGCGUUAAACAUGUCUCCUGAUGAAAGAGAGAAGCGAUUUAGACAUAAUUAUGCUCAUGUGACAACACACACAGCCCAAGAUUGGGCUGAAACUUUUGUUAGUGAACUUAAUGAUACUGUUGUCGAAGCACAGCUUAGAACAAGACAAGUUCCACCUUUACUUCCGACUGGGAUUGCAAUCGAACACUAUUUGCAGGCCAAGAAUCGAUUGCUCAUAUUGGGUUUCAAUGCAACACUGACUGAAUCUGUUGAGUCUUCUGGAAGAAGAGGCGGAGAUCAAAUUAAAGAAAUGGAGCUUAAACUACACCAUGACCUAAAAGGUCCUCUGACAACGCUUUGCCAGGAUAUAAAGACAACUGUUAUUGUACUAAGUGGAAGUGACAGAAGUGUCCUAGAUGAUAAUUUUGGGGAAUUCAAUAUGUGGUUGGCAGCAGAGAAUGGUAUGUUUCUGCGUCUAACUGAUGGGGAAUGGAUGACAACAAUGCCGGAGCAUCUGAACAUGGAUUGGGUUGACAGUGUUAAGCAUGUUUUCGAGUAUUUCACGGAAAGAACGCCUAGGUCUCAUUUUGAACAUCGUGAGACAUCACUAGUGUGGAAUUACAAAUAUGCAGAUGUUGAAUUUGGAAGGCUUCAAGCAAGAGAUAUGCUGCAGCAUCUAUGGACAGGCCCAAUUUCUAAUGCAGCAGUUGAUGUUGUCCAGGGAAGUCGAUCAGUUGAGGUCCGAUCUGUUGGAGUGACAAAGGGUGCUGCAAUUGAUCGAAUAUUGGGUGAAAUAGUUCACAGUAAAAGCAUGGUUACUCCAAUAGACUAUGUUUUAUGUGUCGGGCACUUCCUUGGAAAGGAUGAGGACAUAUACACAUUCUUUGAGCCAGAGCUCCCAUCAGAACCUGUAACUUCCAUGAGAUCAAAGAUAGCUGAUGCGGUCAAAGCAUCUGCAGACAAGAAGUACAUGGGAAAACCUACAAGCAACAACAAGAACAGUUCAAAAUCAUUCCACAACAAAACUCACAAAUCUACUCCAUUUGGAUCCUCGGACAAGAGAACAUCAUCGUCAUUGGUAAACAAUCACCAUAACCACUCAAGCGGGUGGCGGACCCCACAAGAGAUCAUAUCCUGGCAUGAGGGAUCCUCAGUUCUUGAUCUCAAAGGCGACAACUACUUCUCUUGUGCUGUUGGUAGGAAGCGCUCAAAUGCAAGGUAUCUCCUUAACUCAUCCGAUGAUGUUGUCAUGUUUCUAAAGGAAUUGGCAGAGGCUUGCGGUCGAUCUUCCGGAGCUCACUCUAAUGGUACCUGAUGAUAGAGAAGUGUAGAGCCUUAACCUCUUUGGUCCGCGUUGAUGUUCAUUAAACUUUUUCUAUUUGUCUAAUGGUGCCUGAAUGAUAAGCCAAUAGUUAGAAAAUCUGUACAUGAUAUUCAAUUAUAGAAGGGUUAUGAAAGUAAUGAUAUCAGAUGCAAUAUCCAGCUCUUUGAUUUCCUCCGACAGCUUGUUACAAGCAUCAAAUUGUGCAGAAAUGCGGAUUUAUGAGUGUGAAAUGAGGUUCCCGGUUUUUAUUUCA
This is a messenger RNA of Asparagus officinalis (garden asparagus), 2767 nucleotides long. RefSeq names its product alpha,alpha-trehalose-phosphate synthase [UDP-forming] 1. The transcript is spliced from 17 exons. Bases 1 to 2505 code for a protein of 834 amino acids. Gene Ontology annotation, cellular component: cytosol. The record is from RefSeq and is a predicted model, not a curated record. Gene Ontology annotation, biological process: trehalose biosynthetic process. NCBI's taxonomy places the organism in Eukaryota, Viridiplantae, Streptophyta, Magnoliopsida, Asparagales, Asparagaceae. Gene Ontology annotation, molecular function: alpha,alpha-trehalose-phosphate synthase (UDP-forming) activity.